AAAUUAAUUUGAUUUUCUGUUUGUGGGCGUGAAUAUCUAGAGAAUCAUCAUUUAAUGAUUGUUUUCUGGGAAGAAUGAGUGAAAAAAAAGUUUGUGUGCUUUUAAAGAACGCCUAAGCAAUUGUUAUAUGAGUUCUGCUUUCACCUUAAUGACUUUGUCUUGGGUUCAGUUAUAUAAGUCGGAAGUGCUUAUAGCGAGCCAUUACAAGACCGACACCCGUUCGCAGUCGCACUUCCCGUUAGCAGAGAUUGGAGUGAGACUAUAACGAAGACUUACUCUACAUUGUUGUUGUUGUAGUAGUUCGCAAACUUCGCUUAGAAGCAGGCGAAAUUAACUUAAGUCAUCGAGGUCAUCUAUCGGAAGGUUCACGAAACGGGCUGUUUGGACGGGGUUGGACCUGGUGGAAAGAGGGCUUAAAUGCAAACCGGUUUUAAGUGGAUGUCUCACUUUUACGAAGCACCAGAUCUUUGCCGCAACUUCGAAAGAUGUUCGAAAAACUUACUUACUUACAUAUUGCAGAUGAGCUAACGAACGCACACCGAGAAAUGUGUUGAGUAAGUAGAAACUCAAUUAUUUUUGGGGGCCGGAACUGUACAAACGAUAAGUGUGAAAUUUGCUCGUAGAGCUUUGAAAUUCGGCUAUGAACUUUCUGAGCGGAAGCUCGUAGUAAAUUAUCUCUUGGUUAAGAUUGUAAACAUUAUAACAACCCAGACAAUGAAGAGACAAACAAAGUUUGCCUUAUCAGAAAUAGAAAAGAAUUUUUGGUUUCAGCAACACCAAGUAUCUCGAACGAAGAGCUUUCCGAUUACAUGCAUAUAUGCAUAUGUGCGCCCACUUAAAGCUACUGACUUGCUGUUCCUGUUAUCAGCCUCACGCGCACGAGCUCAUACCUUGAUAAUGAAAUCAAGUAUGUAGUACUUAGUUAGAAGAAUCAAGCUUCUUCAGAGCAUCGUUUUGUCUCAAAUAUAUGCACCAUUUGCAAAAGCCAAAUAGUCAGUUUUUCGCCGACACUUGAGCGCAAUGGUUGAGAAAGUAAUUUUGGCUUAUUCAGGCGGUCUCGACACCAGCUGUAUCCUCAAAUGGCUGCUGGACAAGGGUUAUGAGGUUAUUUGUUUGAUGGCUGACGUCGGACAAAAAGAAGACUUUGCUGCAGCACGUCAGAAGGCCUUGAACAUUGGCGCUUCCGAGGUAAUCGUGACAGAUGUGAAAGAAAAGUUCGUGGAACACUACAUUUGGCCAGCCAUUCAAAUGGGUUUGAUCUAUGAGGAACGUUAUCUGUUGGGCACCUCUUUGGCUCGUCCUUGCAUCUCCGUUGCGCUGGUAGAAGCGGCUAAGAAAUAUGAUGCUAAAUAUUUGGCACACGGCGCCACUGGCAAAGGAAACGAUCAAGUGCGUUUCGAGUUGAACGCGUACGCGCUGCUCCCCCACAUUAAGAUUAUUGCACCAUGGCGAGAUGAGGAGUUCUGCAAACGCUUCCAAGGUCGCUUAGAUCUUAUCGAAUAUGCAAAGAAGCACGGCAUUCCCGUGAGCGCCAAGCCAGCUGCUCCCUGGAGUACAGACGCCAAUAUCCUGCAUAUCAGUUAUGAGUCAGGUGUUUUGGAAGAUCCCUUCCAUGUUGCUCCCGAGUCGCUCUAUGAAAUGACUGUGGAUCCUAUCACCAAAGCACCAAAAAUACCUAAACGCCUUUCCGUACAUUUCUCAAGCGGUCUCCCCGCCGCUGUAGUCGAUCAAUCAACAGGCAAACAGUACACAAAACCUUUUGAAAUUCUACAGUUCUUAAACGAAGUAGGUGGUUCUUACGGAAUCGGACGCAUUGAUAUUGUGGAGAAUCGUUUUGUGGGUCUAAAGUCGCGAGGUGUGUAUGAAACCCCCGGCGGUAAUAUAUUGUUCACCGCACACCAGGAUUUGGAAGUAUUUUGCUUGGACCGUGAAGUAUUACGCACCAAGCAAGUUUUGCGUAAUCGCAUGGCCGAUUAUGUAUACAAUGGUUUCUGGUUCAGUCCGGAGGCUCAAUAUGCCCGCCGUUGCAUAGAGAUCUCUCAGGAGCAUGUAAGCGGUGAGGUAGUCGUCGAAUUGGCGCCGGGAUACGCACGUGCUAUAGCACGUAAAUCGGCUAAUAAGUCGGGUGGUUUGUACAACGAAGAGCUGGUCUCUAUGGAUGUACAUGGAGGAUAUGUGGCAAACGAUGCCAGCGGUUUCAUUGCUAUCAACUCGGUACGCAUUCGUGAGCAUGUACGUGCUUUUGGUGAUUACGAACAGCACUAAAAUGGAAGUUGGAAAUGGCUUAGGAAAUUAUAAUUGUAGAACUAUUUUUGUAAAUAAAACUGAGUUUUGGAUGUUAUUGUAAUUUCUCCGCUAUAAA
Ceratitis capitata (Mediterranean fruit fly) is the source of this 2362-nucleotide messenger RNA. RefSeq names its product argininosuccinate synthase (gene Ass). The record is from RefSeq and is a predicted model, not a curated record. Gene Ontology annotation, cellular component: cytoplasm. The transcript is spliced from 3 exons. Gene Ontology annotation, molecular function: argininosuccinate synthase activity; ATP binding. Bases 1021 to 2265 code for a protein of 414 amino acids. Gene Ontology annotation, biological process: L-arginine biosynthetic process; urea cycle. NCBI's taxonomy places the organism in Eukaryota, Metazoa, Arthropoda, Insecta, Diptera, Tephritidae.